Molecule: messenger RNA, 306 nt
Organism: Linum trigynum
Lineage: Eukaryota; Viridiplantae; Streptophyta; Magnoliopsida; Malpighiales; Linaceae
Source: the annotation of a GenBank genome assembly
AUGGCGGCUGCUGCGACGGCCACACCUGCAAACUCCGGCGACCAACAAAAGUUUCUGACCACCUCUGCAAAGCUGCCUGUCUCACUGACUAUGGCAGAACUAGCGGAGCUGCCACAGGAUCAGCUGCGAGAACGAGUGCAGCAGAGCAUAAAUUAUUGGAGUCCGGAAGCGAUGCGGAGCAUAAGAGAAGGCAAAGAUGGCACGAACGAAGUCUUGGUAGAGAAGCAGCCGCCGACCAUGGUCAAGGAUGCGGCAGACAAGAUAAACGCCGAGGUUGAGGAGACCGACGUUGAUGAGUUCGAAUAA